GCCUUGCACGCAUUGGCCUGGGUUCAAGCCCAGCGACCUGUAUGGCCUCCCAAGCAUCAGAGUAAUUUCUGAGUGUUGCUGGGUAUGUCCCAACCUCCCCCUGCAGCAGCUCCCCGGACCCCUGCCAGAAGUGGAUAAAGUGCAGAAGGGUCCCCAGCACGGCAGGCACCCGUGAGGAGAAACUCAGUAAACAGUGAGGGUGCCUGCGCCCCUGAGCCCCCCGGGAAGUGCUCCCUGGAGGGGAGGGGUGGUGUGCAGAAUGGGACUGGUGGCCAAUAGGUGCUUUUUAAAGUUUCCUUUAUUGUUGGAGGGCCACUCCCGAUGGUGCUUGGGGACGCUAUAUGUGGUGCCAGAGAUUGAACCCAGGUCGGCUCUGUGCCAGGCAAGUGCUCCCGAGUCCAUUUGGGAUGAUGAGAAAGUUCUGGCAACGGAGGCUGCUGGUGGUGACCACACAUCACCUUAGGGCCUGGGAGGGCGCGGCGGCUCGAGUGCAGAGUUGUAUGUGUUGCCUGUGUCUGAGCUAGUGGGGCGGGAACGCGGGCGCUGCGAGCUCAGGCUCAGUCCCGGGUGGGACCCACACGAAGCGGCACCCGGGAGAACGGGGUGAGCGCAGGUCCUCAGGAGCCGCCACCCCCGGGUGCCCCGCUGUGCCCUGCCCCCUGCGGCCUGCGUGGCUGGGCUCAAACGGGAAUUGGCCGUGGGCUAGACGAGGGCCGUGCCCCCAGCACUGUCUCCAGCCCUAGUUUGUUUCUUUUUCAUUUCUUUCAUUAGACCAAUCGCUGUCAGUCGUUUCUUUCCCGCGCCACAACACUGUCAUGGCCACUUUAGAAACACCAAGAGCUGCUGCUUCCCACAGUCACUCCCCCUGCUUGCUGGACAGGGGGCCGCCGCGUGUACAGAUCUUCUCUUUGGAUUGUGCCAAAAAUGGUUUUACAACAUUUUUCAAGCACCCCUGAAAGACAAGCCAUUACACUAUUGACUUUUUUGGGGGCACACUACUCAGGCUGACUCCUGAGCGCUGCCAGCUGUGCUCCAUCAUCAGCUGGGGUGCUAGGGAUUAAACUCAGAUCAGCUGCAUGUAAGGCAGAUGCCCUACCCACUACCUCCCUGGCCCCGUCACAGUUUGCAAUUACAAAAACAAUCAUGGCAACCACAAUGUACAAGUUGGUGCAGUUCUAGAACGGAAGAUGAAGUAUAGCCCAGCUCCUGGGCCAGGAUAGGGACGGGGACACACACACACACACACACACACACACACACAUGCGCUCGCACACGCACACCCCUCCCCCCCAUUGGGUAGCUGGCAGUAUGAUGCUGUUUGAAGAGCAAGUGUUUGGGCGAUGUGGCUUGCAGCACGCCUGGCGGUUCUCAGAACUUAACCCUGGCUGCUCAGGGAUCACUCCUUGUGGGCUCCGGGGAUCAUACUUGGUGUCGCCCUCGCGCCUGACCUACUGCAGGCCCCCGAGAAGGUAGGCGCAGGUCUGCCCUGCUGAGUGCGCCAUAGUGGCAUGGUGCACGGGCCGGAGGCCUGCCUUUGCCGGAGCUGCUCUGUCCAGGGAGGAUUCCCACAAAGCUCAGGGGACCACAUGGGGUGUCAGGAAAUGGGCCGAGUGUCGUCGCUCCUGCCUGCAGUUCCUUGAGCACCUACUACAUGCCAGUGCCCAGCCGGGAGCGACUGUUUCUUAGUGGGAAAUGGGCUGAUGAGAGGCAGGUUCCACUAGGGGGGCGGGGAGGGCGGUUGCUGGGCAGCGCUGGGAGGAACCUCACUGCCCCUUCCUGCCCGGCGGCCCCGCUGGGCUCUCCAGACCUGUGCCGGAAGCCUGUAACUCGGCCCGGCUCCCACCUCCAGGCCCCCCUUCCCCGCAGGCUCCGGUGGCCGCGCCCAGAGCCCCACAAUGCUGCCAUUCAGCCCGGGCCUCGACACAGUCGGGCUGCAGGCGGGGACGCGGCUGCGCCUCCCUCCAGGCUGGACGAGGGGUUCGGGCAGCAUGGAGGGGCCCCGGGGCUCUGCUCGCGUCCUGGUGCUGCUGCUGCUGUCCCUGGGCCCAGCCUGGCAAACUGCUGCCCAGCGCUGCCCACAGGCCUGUGUCUGUGACAACUCCAGGCGGUAUGUGGCCUGCCGCCACCAGAACCUCACAGAGGUGCCGGAUGCCAUCUCUGAGCUGACCCAGCGGCUGGAUCUCCAGGGCAACGUGCUGCGGGCCAUCCCGUCCGCCGCCUUCCAGGCCCUGCCCUACCUGACGCAUCUGGACCUGCGGAACUGCCAGGUGGAGCGUGUGGCCGAGGGCGCCUUCCGGGGCCUGGGCCGGCUGCUCCUGCUGAACUUGGCCUCCAACCGCCUCCGCGCGCUGCCCCAGGAGGCGCUGGACGGGCUGGGCUCCCUGCGGCGGCUGGAGCUGGAGGGCAACGCGCUGGAGGAGCUGCGGCCGGGGGCGUUCGGGGCCCUGGGCGCGCUGGUCACGCUGAACCUGGCCCACAACGCCCUGGUCUACCUGCCGCCGCUGGCCUUCCAGGGGCUGCUGCGCGCCCGCUGGCUGCGGCUGGCGCACAACGCGCUCAGCGUGCUGGCGCCGGACGCCCUGGCCGGCCUGCCCGCCCUGCGCCGCCUCAGCCUCCAGCACAACGAGCUGCAGGCCCUGCCCGGGCUCGCCGUGUCGCAGGCCCGCGGCCUGGCCCUCCUGGAGCUGGGCCACAACCCGUUCACCUCCGCGGGCGAGGAGGACGGGCUGACGCUGCCGGGCCUGCGGGAGCUGGCGCUGGACCACGGCGCCCUGCAGGCCCUGGGCCCGCGGGCCUUCGCGCGCUGCCCGCGCCUGCACGGCGUGGACCUGCGGGGCAACCAGCUGGCCACGCUGCCGCCGCUGCAGGGCCCGCGCGGGCUGCGGCGCCUCCGGCUGCUCGGGAACCCGCUGUGGUGCGGCUGCGGGGCGCGGCCGUUCGUGCAGUGGCUGGCGCGGGCGCGCGUGCGCUCGGACGCCGCCGCGUGUGCGGGGCCGCGGCGCCUGCGGGGCGAGGCCCUGGACGGCCUGCGCCCCUCGGACCUGCGCUGCCCGGGGGACGCGGAGGAGGAGGAGGAGGAGGAGCAGCAGGCUUCUCCGCGGCCCCGCGCCCCAGCCGAGACGGACGGCGCGGCCCGGCCCUGCCCGAGCGCCUGCGCCUGCUCCCGCGACGCCCCGCACGGCAUCUGCGACGGCCGCGGGCUGCAGGCCGUGCCCCGAGGCUUCCCCGACGACACGCAGCUGCUGGACCUGCAGCGGAACCAUUUCCCCGCCCUGCCCCGGGCCGCCUUCGCCGGCCUGGGCCGCCUGGUGUCGCUGCACCUGCAGCACUGCGCCAUCGCCGAGCUGCGCGCGGGCGCCCUGGACGGCCUGGGCAGCCUGCUCUACCUCUACCUGUCGGACAACCGGCUCGCGGGCCUGAGCGCCGCCGCCCUCGCCGGGGCGCCCCGCCUGGCCUACCUGCACCUGGAGCGCAACCGCCUCCUGCAGGUGCCCGCGGCCGCCCUGCACGCGCUGCCCGGCCUCAUCUCCCUGCACCUGCAGGACAACGCCGUGGCGCGCCUGGAGCCGGGGGACCUGGCCGGCGCCCUGGCCUUGCGCUGGCUCUACCUGAGCGGCAACCGCCUCGCGCGCCUGCACCCCGGGGCGCUGGGCCCGGCGCCCGAGCUGGAGACGCUGCACCUGGACCGGAACCGGCUGCGGGCGCUGCCGCCCGGGGCCUGGGACGGGCUGCCCGCGCUCUUAGAGCUGCAGCUGUCGGGGAACCCGCUCGGCGCCCUGCCCGCCGCCGCCUUCCGGCCCCUGGGCCAGUCGCUGCAGCGCCUCUUCCUCAACAGCAGCGGCCUGGAGCAGGUCUCGCCCGAGGCCUUCUCGGGGCUGGGCCCGCGGCUCCAGAGCCUGCACCUGCAGCAGAACCGGCUGCGGGUCUUGCCCGCGCUGCGGGCCCUCGGCCAGCUGGAGCUCCUCGACCUCAGCGGCAACCCGUUCCACUGUGACUGCCAGCUGCUCCCGCUGCACCGGUGGCUCGCUGGGCUGAACCUAGAGGUGGGCGCCACCUGUGCGGCGCCAUCGCGAGCCCGUGGCCAGAGGGUGAGCGCCGCAGCUGCCGUCUUCGAAGCCUGCCCGGGCUGGGCCGCACCCACGGAGGGAAGACGGCAGGGAGCAGACCAGGCCAGCCGCAGGGCAAGUCGGGAAAGGGGACGGGACACGGCAGCUCUGGACCACCGAUGGCUGUCCCCGUAGGAGUCCAGGCCCAGCUCCCCUGGGACGGCGGAAACAGAAGUGGGAGUGUGGCUGCCAUCGCAGGAUGGGCCCACUCUGAGCUCCCGUUCUGUCCUGCAGAGCUGCACUUUUGACUUAUGGGGGUGGGGAAGGGCCUGGGUCCCACCCCCUGGGACCCAUGGUCCCUGUGCUCCCAGGGCUGUGACCUCCAAGAGCCAAAAUAAACAGGUUCGAGACGCCGCCGCCCUCCUUAGGGGGCCCUGCUGGGAGUGGGGGCGCGGAGGCCCGGCCAGCGGGCUCAGGGGCACUGGGAAAGAGGGAUGAGGUGAGGGCUCCGCCUCUGAAGGCCGCUGGGUAUUUAAUUCCCCUGGGGCUGCCUCGGGGCACACCGCCAGCCCUGGUCCUGGGUGAGAACAUGACGGGCUUCCCACCUGCGGCCAGUGGAGGUGCCUCGGGGUCUGCUGGGCUCACCGCCACGCGUCUCCCCUGCACUGUCACCCAAAGCCCCUUCCCAUGUCCGUAGUCUCGGGCGCCGGGAGCCUCGGGGAGGGAAGCGGCUUCCCCCUGUGACUGUCCUGGCCGGGCGGAAGGCCCAGGCCACAGUGAGGGGCAGUGCAGCACGGGAGCUGGCCGGUGACGGGGCACGUGUGGGCAGCUGGCGUGCACAGAAGGGGCCCCACCU
This is a messenger RNA of Sorex araneus (European shrew), 4902 nucleotides long. RefSeq names its product chondroadherin like (gene CHADL). Gene Ontology annotation, molecular function: protein binding. Gene Ontology annotation, cellular component: plasma membrane. Lineage: Eukaryota; Metazoa; Chordata; Mammalia; Eulipotyphla; Soricidae. The coding region runs from base 1896 to 4241 and encodes 781 amino acids. The record is from RefSeq and is a predicted model, not a curated record. The transcript is spliced from 6 exons.